AUGGCAGACCAAAUAGUAUCCCGACCUCAUCUUACUCAUUUUUCUCAAUCCACGUUUCAAAGUGUUAACCAUCAAUGGCUGAGGCAACAAAGAGGUAUUUCCUCAUUCUUCAGUUUUCAGUCCUUCCAUGUUGUCUUUUACGCUCUCUCUGAUUCCUUCUUGUAUUUGUUUUUUCUUUUUUGGUUGUUUUGCCUUUUCAGGUAUGCAGUUGUUACAGGGGCGAACAAGGGGAUUGGAUUUGAAAUAGUCAGACAGUUGGCUUCAAACGGGAUCGUAGUGGUAUUAACAGCAAGAGAUGAGAAGAGGGGUCUUGAAGCUCUCCAGAAACUGCAACACUCAGGUCUCUCAGAUCGAGUGGUUUUCCAUCAGCUUGAUGUGUCUGACCCUGCUAGCAUUACUUCUUUCGCAGAUUUCAUCAAAACCCAGUUCGGGAAACUUGAUAUCUUGGUGAACAACGCAGGGAUUGCUGGAGUGAAACUAGAUGCUGAUGUUGGGGCAGGAGCCGAAUAUGAUCGGAGUAAACUGAUUCAGAAUUCUGAGUUAGCAGAAGAAUCCUUGCAAACAAACUACUAUGGUGCUAGAAGAAUGGCUGAGGCACUCAUUUCUGUCCUGCAAUUGUCCAGUUCACCAAGGAUUGUUAACAUUUCAUCGUCCCUGGGGAAGUUAGAGAGCAUUCAAUGUAAAUGGGCUGAAGGAAUUUUAGGUGAUGCUGAAAACCUUACUGAAGAAAAAGUGGAUGAGGUGUUGAAGGAGUUUCUAAAAGAUUUUAAAGAAGGUUCUCUGGCAUCCAAAGGGUGGCCAACUUUUCUAUCUGCCUAUACAGUCUCAAAAGCAGCCAUGAAUGCCUACACAAGAAUCCUGGCCAAAAAGUAUCCAAGUUUCUGCAUCAACUGUGUCUGCCCUGGCUCUGUCAUGACAGAUAUAAAUGGAAACACUGGGAUAUUAUCUGUUGAAGUGGGUGCUUCAAGUCCUGUGAGGUUAGCCCUGCUGCGCAACGGCAGUCCUUCCGGCCUCUUUUUUGUUCAGAAGGAAGUGUCUUCUUUCUGAGCAUUACAAUAAAAUACAUAUAGCCUUUGUACGAUAGCAAAUAUAAAGAAGAGGAAAGGCUAUCUAAAUAUCUGUACUUUCAAUUGGAGUAGCUGUUAUAUUUAUACUCAUUUACAUGUUUAUUCAAGUGUUGCUGCACUUGAUCAGAAACUGGGAUAAAGUUUACAGGUGAGAUAUUGAAUAUCUAUAUUUGUUAGGUUCGGUUAUCAGUUUCUUUGUCACAUUGUUGUUGUGCUUCAGCUUCUCAGCCUUAAUAGUUUUAUCGUAAGUCAUCUGUCGCC
Messenger RNA from Juglans microcarpa x Juglans regia, 1328 nucleotides. RefSeq names its product (+)-neomenthol dehydrogenase-like. Gene Ontology annotation, molecular function: oxidoreductase activity, acting on the CH-OH group of donors, NAD or NADP as acceptor. The transcript has 4 exons. The record is from RefSeq and is a predicted model, not a curated record. Gene Ontology annotation, cellular component: membrane. The coding region runs from base 1 to 1047 and encodes 348 amino acids. NCBI's taxonomy places the organism in Eukaryota, Viridiplantae, Streptophyta, Magnoliopsida, Fagales, Juglandaceae.